CGCAGGCGAAAAUAAUGAACGUCUUUCGUGUUGUUUUUUUUGUGAGCGAUGGCGGACGCACUGAUCUUGGACGAUGGGCGUCCGCUCUCCAGCCUCAAGGUGACUGAGCUCAAGAUCGAGUUAUCGACUCGACAUCUUCCUCAGAAAGGAGUCAAGGCAGUUCUCGCCGACCGCCUCUAUGAUGCGAUUGUCAAGGAACGCCAGGGGCCUCUUCAGCAGGCACAGGAAGGUCAUGCUCACCCGAGCUCAGUACCUGAAGGAGUGGAGCAGCAACAUCAGCAGCUAGACUUACAAAGACAGCAAGAGCUACAACAACAACAACUGCAACAACAGCAGCUGCUGCUGCAACAACAGCAAGAAAUGCAGAGGCAACAGGAGUUACUGAGACAACAGGAACUGCAGAGACAGCAGCAAGAGUUGCAACAACAGCAAGAACUACAGAGGCAACAGGAACUGCAGAGACAGCAGCAAGAGUUGCAACAACAGCAAGAACUGCAGAGACAGCAGCAAGAGUUGCAACAACAGCAAGACCUGCAGAGGCAACAGGAACUGCAGAGACAGCAGCAAGAGUUGCAACAACAGCAAGAACUGCAGAGGCAACAGGAACUGCAGAGACAGCAGCAAGAGUUGCAACAACAGCAAGAACUACAGAGGCAACGGGAACUGCAAAGACAGCAGCAAGAGUUGAAACAACAGCAAGAGUUGCAACAACAGCAAGAACUGCAGAGGCAGCAGGAACUGCAGAGACAGCAGCAAGAGUUGCAACAACAGCAAGAAUUGCAGAGGCAACAGGAACUGCAAAGACAGCAGGAAUUACAGAGACAACAGGAACUGCAGAGACAGGAAGAGAUACGAAAGCAAAAAGAAGUGGAGCAACAACAAGAGCUUGAGAGACAACAAGAGCUACAAAGACAACAGGAGCUGCAACGACAACAAGAGCUUCAGGAGUUGCAACGGCAGCAAGACGUGCAAAGGCAGCAGGAGAUACAACGGCAGCAAGAGCUUGAGCGACAGCAAGAGCUUGAGCGACAGCAAGAGCGUGAGCGACAGCAAGAGCGUGAGCGACAGCAAGAGCGUGAGCGGCAGCAAGAGCUCCAGCGACAGCAAGAGCUUGAGCGACGGCAAGAGCUCCAGCGACAGCAAGAGCUUCAGCAACAGCAAGAGCUUGAGCGACAGCAAGAGCUUGAGCGACAGCAAGAGCUUGAGCGACAACGAGAACUUGAGCGACAGCAAGAGCUUGAGCAACAACAAGAGCUUCAACGGCAACAGGAGCUUGAGCAGCAGCGAGAGCAAGAGCGGCAACGAGAGCUUGAGCGACAGCAAGAGUUAGAGCAGCAAGAGCUGCGUCAAAAAGAGCUUGAGCGACAAGAGGAGCUGCAGAGGCAGCAAACACUACAGCAACAGGAGGAGCUGCAGCAGCAACACAAGCUGCAGGAGUUGCAACAGCAGAAAGAGCGCAAGCAGCAGCAAGAACGCAAGCAGCAGCAAGAACGCGAGCAACAGCAUGUGCAGGAGGCACAGCAUUCACAGGGCUCUCCUUCUCAAGAUGUUCAAGAUGGGAAAAAGAAGAAGAAAAAGAAGCGUCGGAGAAAGCACCCUAACUUCGCCAACCAGCAGAACUCUAAAUCAGCAGAUAUGGAUUCUAGCAAUACGGCAGAGGACAAUGUUGAUAUUGAGUAUGUCGCUGAAAUGCCAGAGCUGACACCGGGUGACAAACACUACCAAGAGUUCUCCAGAAUAUUUGAUGCUUUCAAGCUAGUCGAAGAAGUGAAGGAAGAGGAGGAGAAAGCUGAAGAGAAGCUGCAAGCAGGCUCUAAAUCUGGUGCUGCUAUUCCGCCACCACCAGAAAUGGAUGAGGAAGACGAAGAUGAGGCUCGGGAUGAAGAUGACGACGGUAAGCCGAAACUGUCCAAGAAGCAGCUCCGCAAGCAGUCUCGCCUUUCGGUAGCCCAACUGAAACAGCUUGUAGAGCGGCCCGAUGUGGUGGAAAUGCAUGAUGUCACUUCAAGGGAACCUCAGCUGCUUGUUCAUCUCAAAGGUUAUCGAAACACUGUUCCUGUGCCGAGGCAUUGGUGCUUCAAGAGAAAGUAUCUCCAGGGUAAACGAGGUAUCGAGAAGCCUCCUUUCGACCUGCCAGAUUUCAUUAAGAACACUGGCAUCAUGGAAAUGAGAGCUGCCGUUCAGGAAAAGGAUGAUCAAAAGAGUUUGAAGGCGAAAACAAGACAGCGAGUCCGACCAAAGCUGGGAAAGAUUGACAUUGAUUACCAGAAGCUGCACGACGCUUUCUUUAGGUGGCAGAAGAAGCCGAGGCUCACAAUGCAUGGGGAUCUUUACUAUGAGGGCAAGGAAUUUGAGACUAAAAUGAAGGAUCUUAAACCUGGUGAUAUUUCUGACGACAUGAGGACAGCUCUUGGAAUGCCAGUUGGUGCUGGUAAACAAAUGGUGCCACCGCCUUGGUUGAUUGCCAUGCAGCGCUAUGGCCCACCGCCUACCUACCCAAACUUGAAGAUACCCGGCCUGAAUGCUCCUAUUCCUGAGAGCUGUUCGUUUGGCUAUCAUGCUGGUGGUUGGGGUAAACCUCCAGUAGAUGAGGAUGGCAAGCCUCUAUAUGGCGAUGUGUUUGGAACAGCGGCAUCAUCAAUAUUGCAAUACGGUGGCGAUGAGAACAUAGACAUGAGUACGUGGGGAGAGCUGGAGUCCGAAUCAGAGGUAGAAUCGUCUUCAGAGGAGGAAUCAAGUGAUGAAGAUGACGAUGAGGGACCGGACGACGCAGGUCUUGUCACACCACUGGAAGGCCUUGCUACUCCAAGUGGUCUUACAUCAAUCCCUGCUGGCUUGGAGACACCGGAGCUGAUCGAACUGCGUAAGCAGACCGCUGUGGAGCCAACAGAGGAGGUUCUAGAAGGCGAGGAGACUCCAUCACUUUACGAGGUCUUGCCCGAGAAGGGUGCCAAUGUUGGCGGUUCUAUGAUGGGUUCGCAGCAUGUGUAUGAAAUUGGGCCUAACACCGUGGAUGACUCACAGAACAAACCGCAACAAGUGAAACGUAAGAAACCAGUCGACUCGUCAAAAGGAGCUAAAAAGUACAAGGAGUUCAAAUUUUGAGAUCCCACUCUUGCAUCAACUAGGUUUUCUUCGUCCCUUUCUUAUGUUUCUUCCUCCUUGGUCUUGUCUAGUCAGCUUCCCUUUGUGCAACCCCUGUGUUCUCUUUGUAUUAGCCAGAGAGUGACCAGUUCCCCAUACUUUCUUUUACUGGGUUGCUUCUGUAUAUAUGAGACUGCUGUGCAGACAAGACACUGUACUACUCCUAUAAGUAGUCAGUACACAAUGCUCCUAGGUUGUCAGUGCACAAUGUCGAUACUCGAAACAAAUCAAUUCUUUUCCGUCAGGCUGCUGUGCAGACACUGUCAACAUGAAAUUAGCGCCAUGCCUGCAAUACUCCUUGAUACAUUAUGCCGUUCAUGGUGAAAGUCAUAAUAUCGCUAUGUUUUAUUUUCUCUGUUCCAGUGUGUUACACAGUCACACGCCAUGAAACACAUUUUCCCAGCACAGGACCUAGGGCUAGGCUAGGCUGUGUCGGGUCUGUUCCGCACAUGUAUUUUUCUCACUUGCAAUUCUGAUAUUACCUGUAAACUGUAGGAGGAUUCUCUCCCAUCCCUGUCAA
Molecule: messenger RNA, 3664 nt
Organism: Sycon ciliatum
Lineage: Eukaryota; Metazoa; Porifera; Calcarea; Leucosolenida; Sycettidae
Product: splicing factor 3B subunit 2-like
Exons: 21
Coding region: 49-3105 (1018 amino acids)
Cellular component (GO): U12-type spliceosomal complex; nucleus
Source: RefSeq, a predicted model, not a curated record